UAUUAUUAUUAUUAUUAUUUUGCUAAUGACCAAUACACCUUUGUUAAAAUAUAAAGUAUUACACAAUUAAUAGGUGGGAGGUGAAAGAUAAGGCAAGUGAGUGAAUUCGUGAGGUGGAAAUUAAUCCACAGGCUCUUCUCUUCUCCAAACUCCCUCCCCCUCUCUCAUGAAUAUGGCAGAUAUACUGAUGGUGUAAUAAAUAUUUUUAUAAGUGUAAUUUAACAUAUUAUAAGAGUAAAUAUUUGUUUUAUUUUUCAGAUUAUUAAUUCUACUUAUUAUGAAUAAUUAAGUGCAAUUACUUUUCAAGUAAAUAUAUAUAGUGGAGGUCCGACCGACUGAUGUUGAAGAAUCAACGGGUGAGUUGUGGUUAGGGGUGAAAUACCACUCGCACCUAGAGCUAGCUGGUUCUCCCCGAAGUGCGUUACUUGAUUGGACAUCUAGGGGUAAAACACGAUUUCGGUUUCUGGAGGUGGACCCAAGGAUUGAUAAUUCACCAAUGUAAUGAUUUUGCAUGAAUUUAUGUACUAUUAGAGUUUUCGAGUCUCUUUUUCUUUCUUUCUAAAAUACAAUGGAGGAAAAAGAAAACAACCAGCCUUAUUUGCCUACAAUUUUCCCAAGUCUUAACCAUCAAAAUCCAGAGAUGGUUAAUGAAGAAGCAAUGAUGGUGUCACAAAUUGAAGAGAAGUUUAUAGAGUUUAGCGAUAAAGUAGAGAAUGCUGCACAACUAAGGUUUCUUAUUGGUGAAAAUCUUGAAAAUGGCAAAGCAAAUGAAAACAAGAAGAAGAGGAAAAGAACAAGAAUCAAGAGUAAUGAGGAAGUUGAGAAUCAAAGAAUGACACAUAUUGAAGUGGAGAGGAAUAGAAGGAAGCAAAUGAAUGAGCAUCUUCUUGUCUUGAGGUCUCUUAUGCCAAGUUCCUAUGUACAAAGGGGAGAUCAAGCUUCAAUUAUUGGUGGAGCAAUAGAAUUUGUGAGAGAAUUAGAGCAACUUUUACAAUGCCUUGAAUCACAAAAGAGAAGGAAACUCUAUGGAGAUGAUUCAUUAUUAAUGGAAAUUCAAAAUCCACCAUUCUUUGCUCCUUUACCUCUUGCAAAUGAAUUAUAUGAAGGUGGAAUUCAAGAAGAUAUAGCUGAAAUCAAGUCAUGUUUGGCUGAUGUUGAAGUGAAACUACUAGGUUUUAAUGCAAUAAUCAAGAUAUUGUCAAAAAGAAGGCCAGGCCAACUCAUUACCACCAUUUCUGCAUUAGAAGAUUUGCAGCUUAAUAUUAUUCAUACAAAUAUUACCACCAUUGAACAAACUGUUCUAUAUUCUUUCAAUGUUAAGAUUUCUGGAGAAACAAAGCUUACAGCUGAUGGUAUAGCAAAUUUGGUCCAGCAAAUAUUCAGUUUUAUUCAUGCAAACAAUGCCAUAUGAAAUAUACCUAAUUUACCCUGUACUCUUGUAUCAUAGCAAUUCUUGUUUAAUCUUGGAUUUUGAGCUCUUAAUUAGUGACUUCGUACAUAUUCUUGAUCAUUCAAAUAAAAGAUCUGCAUAAAUUCAUGUGUA
Messenger RNA from Nicotiana tabacum (common tobacco), 1543 nucleotides. Its product is annotated as transcription factor FAMA-like. Gene Ontology annotation, biological process: positive regulation of DNA-templated transcription; stomatal complex development; guard cell differentiation. Lineage: Eukaryota; Viridiplantae; Streptophyta; Magnoliopsida; Solanales; Solanaceae. Gene Ontology annotation, cellular component: nucleus. Gene Ontology annotation, molecular function: protein dimerization activity; DNA-binding transcription factor activity. The record is from RefSeq and is a predicted model, not a curated record.